CGCCAUUGCUUCACAUGGUGUGUAGUUCAAGUUUUCCUCCCCACACAUGGAAAGUCAGUUAUGCGAACAUAAUAAAAAGACUCCAAGCCCCAGCGACGGUCGCUGCCCUUUCUCUGGCCGAGCAGGGGGAGUAGUCACAGCUGGAAGGAUAAUAAGAUGCGCAUGAAUUUACAAUCUGGAAUAAAAGAUAAGAGAAAAUGAAUGCAGGGAGCGCUUCGUCUCAGCGACGCUCAGCGUAAAAGUAAAGUUAGUGUAACUGCGGGCUGGAACGGGCCGCUCCGGGUGCGACUCCUGACAAAGCGCAGCAGAGUAAACUUCAGACUGAGUCCUCACUGGAUGGAGUUAAAAAGUUUCCUCAGCCCUCUCACAAUGGAGCGAAAAGCGCCGUGCGCCGAGAGCGGAGUGACAGGCUUCCUGUGGUCAGAGUGGAUUACUGACUUCAGUAAGGAGAAGGAACAAGACUCCAGGAUAUGAAGUUUGUUGCUGUGAUUUCACUGCAGAGGCCGGCCUGUUGUUCAGAGACUCUCUCCAUCACCUGUCCAUUUGGUGAAUGAGUUUGGCUCAAGUGGGUGGAUAGGCUCUUACCCUCUUAAUUUGAAAAGGACGAUGUCAGUCUGACAAACAGACUAUUACUGAUGAAGACCAAAUAUUCCCCCUCCCAGGAGUCCGUCCGCAGAAAUCCAGCUGUGCCUUUUCCUGCCAGCCCUCUCUGAAUCCUUCACUAUUCAGAAUUUUACGUUGCAACUGGAAGAAACCCAAUGUCUGCCUCCUCUCCCCCAUCCUUACCUCGAGCCUUCCUCCACUCCGUCCAUCCGCACCACCCGUCCUCGUCGUCCACCCCGUUGCUGCACCCGUCUGGACCGAUCUACACGCGGCUGUCCAACGGCAGUCACAGCGCCCCCAGCCCCACCAACUCCCGCAGCUCUUUCCACGGGGUGUCCUUCCUGCUGCAGAUCGGACUGACCAGAGAGACGGUGAACCUGGAGGCCAGUGACCUGUCGUUGUCUGCUGUCAAGGACCUGGUGUGCUCCAUAGUGGAUCAGAAGUUCCCAGAGUGUGGCUUCUUUGGCAUGUAUGACAAGAUCCUGCUGUUCCGCCAUGACUUAAAUGAUGAGAACAUCCUGCAGAGGCUGACCUCGGCUGAAGACAUCCACGAAGGAGACCUUAUUGAGGUGGUGCUUUCUGCUCAGGCCACCGUUGAAGACUUCCAGAUCCGACCCCAUGCCCUUUAUGUCCACUCCUACAAGGCCCCCACCUUCUGUGACUACUGUGGCGAGAUGCUGUGGGGGCUCGUCCGGCAGGGGCUUAAAUGCGAAGGAUGUGGGCUAAACUACCACAAGCGUUGUGCCUUCAAGAUCCCAAAUAACUGUAGCGGUGUGAGGAAGAGACGACUGUCCAACGUCUCGCUGCCUGGACCGUCCCUCUCUGUGCCCCGACCUUUACCUGCUGAAAAUGCAGUGGUUGUCCUGGACGAGCAGCAGAGGUCCCACCAGGAGGCAGGGAAGCGCAUCCCGUCCUGGAGCGGCAGGCCUAUUUGGAUGGAUAAGAUGGAAAAGAGCCGGGUCAAGGUGCCGCACACCUUCGCCAUUCACACCUACACUCGUCCCACGAUCUGCCAGUACUGCAAGCGCCUGCUCAAAGGUCUCUUCCGCCAGGGCAUGCAGUGUAAAGAUUGCAGAUUCAACUGCCAUAAGCGCUGUGCUUCGAAGGUACCGAGAGACUGUUUAGGGGAGGUGGACUUCAAUGGAGAGCCAGCCAGCCCCGGGCCAGACUCAGACACUACCAUGGACACUAUGGAGGUAGACAGCAGUGAUAUGGAUUGUGGCAGAGGAAUAGAUGAUCCAGAUGAAUCAUCCACUCCAGAUGAGAGGAUGUUUGAAAUGGAUUCACCACUGCUGGACAGAGAGAAGGAUGAAGAGCCCAUCAAGACUAUUAGCCCUUCCACCAGCAGCAACAUCCCCCUGAUGCGGGUGGUCCAGUCCAUCAAACACACCAAGAGGCGGAGCUCCACGGUGGUGAAGGAGGGCUGGAUGGUUCAUUAUACAAACAGGGACAACCUGCGGAAGAGGCAUUAUUGGAGGCUGGACAGCAAAAGUCUGAGCCUCUUCCAGAACGACACCGGAGCCAAGUUCUACAAAGAAAUCCCUCUGUCUGAGAUCCUCCAGGUGGAACAGUCCAGAGACUACAGCAGUCUGGCUCAGGGCAGCAACCCUCACUGCUUUGAGAUCAUCACAGCCACCAUGGUCUACUAUGUAGGGGAGAACAACGGCAGUCACUACCACAGCCCUGCUCUGGCCGCCUCUGGAGUCGGCAUGGAGGUGGCCCAAGGCUGGGAGAAGGCCAUCAGACAGGCCCUGAUGCCCGUUACUCCUCAGCCCAGUGUGGCCAGUGCUGCCGGCCAAGGCAAAGACCACAAAGAGCUGUCUAUUAGCAUAUCCGUGUCCAACUGCCAGGUCCAGGAGAAUGUGGAUAUUGCCUCCGUGUACCAAAUAUUCUCGGAUGAAGUGCUGGGAUCGGGCCAGUUUGGCAUCGUGUACGGAGGCAAACACAGAAAGAGCGGCAGAGAUGUGGCCAUCAAGGUUAUUGACAAGAUGAGAUUUCCUACCAAGCAGGAGAGCCAGCUACGGAAUGAGGUCGCCAUAUUACAGAAUCUGCAUCACCCGGGCAUCGUUAACUUGGAGUGCAUGUUUGAGACGCCUGAGCGGGUGUUUGUCGUCAUGGAGAAGCUGCACGGCGACAUGCUGGAGAUGAUCCUCUCAAGCGAGAAGAGCAAACUGCCAGAACGAAUCACCAAGUUCCUCGUCACGCAGAUCCUUGUGGCCUUGAGACAUCUGCACUUCAAAAACAUUGUUCACUGUGACCUGAAGCCUGAGAAUGUACUACUGGCCUCUGCAGAGCCUUUUCCUCAGGUGAAGCUGUGUGACUUUGGCUUCGCCCGCAUCAUCGGCGAGAAGUCCUUCCGGCGGUCGGUGGUAGGAACUCCGGCUUACCUCGCUCCAGAAGUGCUGCGCAGUAAAGGCUACAACCGCUCUUUAGACAUGUGGUCGGUGGGAGUGAUUGUGUACGUGAGCUUGAGCGGGACGUUCCCUUUUAACGAGGACGAGGACAUUAACGAUCAGAUCCAGAACGCAGCCUUCAUGUACCCCCCCACGCCCUGGAAGGACAUCUCUGCAGAGGCCACAGAUCUGAUUAACAAUCUCCUCCAAGUCAAAAUGAGGAAAAGGUACAGCGUGGACAAGUGUCUCAGUCAUCCCUGGUUACAGGACUAUCAGACGUGGCUGGACCUGAGGGAGUUUGAGACGCGGCGAGGCGAGCGCUACAUCACCCACGAGAGCGAUGACGCGCGCUGGGAGGAGUAUGCGGAUGAGCACUGUCUCGUUUACCCCAAACAUUUUAUUAUGGCUCCCAACCUGGAUGACAUGGAAGAGGACCCCUAGUGGCGUGGGAGACUUACUGCAUUACAUGUAUCUCACAGGGGAGUUUUUCAUGAAGCUUUGAGAGUGGCAGGUUUUCCCUCCAGAACUCCAGAAACAGAGAGAAGCCAAUCAGGUGGAGGGUCACUCUCCUGAGGCUGUAACGGGGGGGGGGGGACCCAGCAGACGUGUGAAGCGCUGCUACAAGCAGCCAGCAGGUAGAGAUGCGCGUCACAGGAGCGCAUUAAGAAACUGUCGCGGGAGACGAGCGCUCCCGUUUGCUUUUUGUAUCAUAUGAAAUCAUUCCAUGGAUUUGCUCGAAUCUGGUUCAUUUUCUAAGAACUGUCAGAAUAAUAUUAAAGAACACAGUUAUGGAGACCUUUGAGUAAUGAUGGCCGUGCUGUUGAUGGAACAGUUCAGUUAAAAGCUCACAGCAGGAUUAAAGGGCACUUUUCACAAGGGAUUUACAGCCUGUUUGUGAGACUGUCCUUCAGCACGAAACUGGAACCAUCACAAAGAUUUGUAUGUUUUUAUUAAUGUAUUUUAGUAAUUCUGGUAGGAUUUUGCACUAUGUUACUAAUUUACAAAGCAACUGAAUAGAAACACUAUUCGGUCCUACAUUUCCCAUCAGUUUAAGAAGGUGUCACCCAGUAUUAGCUCCGUGGUCACAGAGCCCAGCAGGUAUCCUAACCUGCACCUGUUCACAGUGUGAUCUGUACUGUUGAGUCUGAGCAGCACACACCUUUCACUUUAACUUUGUGAAGGCCGUGACCCUGAAGUGUGUUUGAAUGCAAUAAUGGAGCCACUUGGUUGAAACAAGGAAUGGACUCUUUUUUUUUUUCUGCAUCAUGUUUCUGUGCCCCCCCCCCUUUGUAUUUUCACUGCGUUCUUGAACGUGACUGUUGAGGAGCUCCAGCUCUGGGAUGUGUUUUUGAUGUUCUGCAGGGUUGCGGUCGAAUAGUCCAAAGAAAUCGUGUCCUGUGCAUUUUUCCUCUCAGCGUUUGGGAAACAUCAUGAGGUGAAGGAGAGAAUCCGGCUGCACUCACACUAACAUACUUAAUACUGUGAUGAUGGAUCAUGUUGACAUGGUUUCCAAAGAUCAACUUCACCCUUUGCUGUCUCACCUGGCUUUCUGCUCACUAUAUGAACAUGGAAAUCCUUCCAUCCAUACAGCCAUUUUCUGCUCCUUGUCUCAGUCGAGGGGGCAGCAGAGAAGCCCAGACCUCCCGCUCCCAAGCCAAGUCUUCUUGGGGGGGGGGGGGGGGCACCUUGGCUCUGGGGCCUCCUCCUAGUAUGACAUGCCCAAAACACCUCAUCUAGUAGGCAUCCAGGAGAUAUCCUCUUCAGAUGCUCAGACCACCUCAGCUAGCUCCUCUUGAUAUGGCAGAGUAGCAGCUCUGCUCUGAGCCCCUCCUGAAUGACUCCACCCUAUCUGAGGGAGAGUCGGACCACCCUUUGGAGGAAGCUCAUUUCAGAUCCUGUGAUCUCACUCUUUCAGUCAGCACCCAGAGCUCGUGGCCAUAGGUGAGUGCAGGAAACUAGAUCAGCAGGUAAACUGACAGCUUCACUUUUACGCUCUCAGCCUGGAACAGCAUCUUCAUCACUGCUGAUGCUGUUUCAGAGGAGCAUUUAUAUUUAUUAGUUAUCAAAUGAGAUAAGUAAUAUUAUUUGUCACAUCUGACAUAAAUAUUUAAUUAAGGCUAGAACAAAAAGGAGGACUACGUGUUUCUCUGUUACAGAUACAGCAGUGAAAAAAAGCCUGAUGCACUGAGGACAGUUACUCCUCCUCCUCUUCGAUUUUUUUCUUCAAGCUAAAAAGAUGAUGGAGUUUAAUUCACACCUUUAUUGGAGCUUCUAAAACUGAAUGAAGUCUGACUCACAUGCCCUCCAAUUAAUAAUGCAUUCUUUAUUUGUAACACGUUACAAAGUGCUCAACAUAAGGCUACAUAUACAACUACAUAUGCAAAUUUUACUACAGUAAAGCAAUGCUCAAUAGUUUAGGUUUAAAAUGUAUUAACUGUUCAGAACAUAUAAACAUAUUAGGAGGUUUUGGCCUAAGAUGGAAAACAUGGACAUUUCCAUGAUGAUCUGCAUCCCGUUUAGUGGUUAUUGAUCGAGCGGUGGAUGUAUGUCCUCAUGUUUCAUAAAUGAUGGUCAGUGGAUCCUAAAACAAAGGAAACACUGAAGCACCUUUCCUCAGCUCAUCGUGGCUGCAGUUCACUCAGUUAAAAAAAAAUCACUAUUGGACCACAACCCUGGAAGUGGGGGAUCCUGAGUUUCACACAGAGCAAAGCUCCGUGUUCGUUAUGCCGUCUGGAGCGUGUCAGAGACUGGUGUGUUUGGGAGCGUGUUCCUGUUUCCCUCUGUGUUGCCGCUGGAUUGGCAGGUGUCAGUGUUUUGUAUAUUUCAGUACAUACCAAUGAAAUAAAAA
Messenger RNA from Archocentrus centrarchus (flier cichlid), 5844 nucleotides. It is a transcript of the gene prkd3, whose product is annotated as protein kinase D3. Gene Ontology annotation, molecular function: ATP binding; protein serine/threonine kinase activity. NCBI's taxonomy places the organism in Eukaryota, Metazoa, Chordata, Actinopteri, Cichliformes, Cichlidae. Gene Ontology annotation, cellular component: cytosol. The transcript is spliced from 19 exons. Gene Ontology annotation, biological process: intracellular signal transduction; protein phosphorylation; phospholipase C-activating G protein-coupled receptor signaling pathway. The record is from RefSeq and is a predicted model, not a curated record. Bases 759 to 3437 code for a protein of 892 amino acids.